AUGUCUUCAACAUCCAGUGCUUCACUAUCCAACUUGAGGUUUGACGCAGAUGGUGAGCCGAACUCAAAGAUUGAAUUAGGAACGAGGAGAAGAGCCCUUUCCAGAGCAAGCAUCUCGGGCAAUCCUGGUCCAGCCACAGCGUCUGGUGCAAGCCAUCUCCGCAAGACGUCCACAACGACAUCUACCGUUCGGACUCCACUCCGCCAACGAGCUCCUUCCGCUGCAUCUUCUUCGACCUCGUACACCAGCCUAUUUUUCCUGCAAGACCCGCGUGAGGUAGGAGCUUCUGGUUCCUCACGCAUUGCCGACCUGUUACAGGAUACAUCACAGAAGGGCCUCGAAGACGUUUUGCACAGUCGGCUAGUGGAGACCUUCAUCACCAUAGUUCUGCCUUCUAGUCUGUCAACCUGCGAUGAUCUCACACCGAAAUCUGGAGUUUCUGCGAAUACAUCUCGAUCUCCGCCUGUUUCUCCAUUACCGCUGGGCUCCAAUAUGGUACAAAACUCGGAGUCACUCUCAAAGACGUCAGGCAGGCGGAGCACAUCUAUUGAUGGAUCAGGUAAACCAGGCCAAUCUGGACCGGCGACGCCGUCUAGGCUACAUUCAACUUCGGGCACUCCUAGAGGUAUCAUACCCAGCAUGCAUGUCAAAUCGGCAUCGGCAUCCUUACCACGCGGCUCUAUGUCGAAAUCGAAAUCUAUCUCUUCUCCAUCUGCGCAUAGACAGCGUUCUCCUAUCCCGGCGCCAUUUAAAUCGAUUCCAACGAAGACCGAGGAUACAUUCAUAUCAGGCAGUACGUCUCCCGGAACACCGUCCUCACCAAGCCUGGCGGACAUAAAUCUAGAUGCGGGAUACCCAGUACCAGACUACAUUUCACCCAUACACAGACCUUCUACAAAUCCCUCUUUCCAAUUCGACGCUAGAUUCGGUGGUGAGUUCACACAAGAUGUGGACGUGAGCCAGUCGCGUAUGCAUGUUGAGGUAUGGGGUCAUGUCAGGCGUGGAUUAGGAUGGUCACUGAGGAAAGGCGAGAAUGGGAAAGGAAAGGGCAAGCAGAAGAUGCAGGACGAUGAGUUGGAGCUGGAAUGGAAAGUGAUUCAGAGUUGGGAUGUGGACUUGGAAGAUUUGAUUCCAUUGCCGGAAACGCUCGCAGCUCAUCCCUCGCAACUUCCUUCCAACACACUGCUGAUAACCUUGUCUCCCCCGGGUCGGACAUAUUACCUCCCGCUGCCCUCGCAACCGGAUUCCCCUCAUCCGCUCUCAGCGGACAUUGGAUAUAGCUCUGACCAAGAAUCUGAGAUCAAGAAGCUCAAGGGCGCAGGCGAGAUCAUCCUGCCUGAGCGUCGACUUUCCUCGCACAAAUUCACUGAUGAGCCAGAGCAAGAGGAGGUCAACACUGGGGAAGAAUAUAGUGCAUCCAGAAGGAGGGGGAGGAAGAAGACUGCGUCAUGGCAGGAUCUCCUCCGGCUAAUCAAUCUGCAGGCCUGUAUUGUUGAUACUCAGCAAUCUCUUUCCGAGAUUGUGCGAGAGAUUGACAAUGUCGUAACACAGUCAGGUGCUGGUCUACUACGUCGUGAGCUCUCAGAGCAGGAGGCAUGGGUCGGACAAUUACAUUGUGAGGCGAAAUUGCUCCGCGACGAAUCGGAAACGGUGAAGUCUCAACUUCAUGCCCGAAGGGAGAGACUACGGAAACGCAGAGAGAUGCUCGCACUAGCGCGUGAGGCAGACGAAUCGGAUUCGCGUCUGGAGUUUGAACAAGAGGCGGAGCUGGUAAAUGAGAGAGUGCGUCUCGAGGACCUUCGCAGUCAAAUUGCGCCCAUGCGCAGCGUCCUCCUCACGACACUGUCAUUUGUAUUUCCGAUUGAACUUGUCUCGCCACCCGACCUUCUGUUUACCAUCCUCGACGUUCCAUUACCAAUUCCGCUCGCUCCCACAGAUCCUGCACCACCGUUAUUAGUGCCUGCCCACAAGGAUGUUACAGAAGAGGCCGUAGCGACUGCUCUAGGCUAUGCUGCACAGGUUGUGCAAUUUCUCGCCGCAUAUAUGGGGAAAGGCCUAGUGUAUCCGGUUACCUGUGUGGGAAGCAGAAGCCUGAUCAGAGACGGAAUCUCGGCGAUGGUUGGGCCGAGGAUGUUCCCUCUAUUCUCCAAGGGAGUGGAUACAUAUCGGUUUGAAUAUGGUGUAUUCCUUUUGAAUAAGGAUAUUGAGAUGCUUAUGUCCGAUCGAAAUUUGCGUGCGUUGGAUAUGCGACACACACUCCCUAACCUCAAAAACCUCCUGCUGACACUUACUGACAAUGAGAGUACACAAUUACCAACCCAGCGCUUUUCGACUGCUUCGAGUGUUUCGAUUUCUUCGUUGCAAUCGCCUGUGCUCACCGCGUCUUCGCUUCCAUCUACAGCCUCCGAGCCUCCGACAGAUCCCAACUCGGAGCAUGAUGGCUUGCCUACCGCCGCCUCCCAUCCGCCUAUAGACGAUUCAGAGUCGCCGCCCCGAAGUGGUUCCACUACACCUACAACUGCCUCUACGCGCAGGUCGCGUGCCUUCCUCGACCUUGCUCCUUUUGCUGGCUUCUUGCGCGGACGUUAUCCUUCGAGCUCACGGCCGUCUGUGCGCUCAGUGCCGGAAUCGCCAGAAGGCGCUCAGGCACUCGCUCCGAGCGCGUCUACUGUGCCCUCCACUCCCACCGUACCGCGAGGUCAGUCUGACGCCGCAGAUGACAGCGGUGAGAAUGCGGAUGACGAGGACGACAGGCGAACAAUCCGUGGACGCAGCGAGGCGCCUGACGUUGAGGAGACUGAGAGCGAGGGAAAGGUAGAGGUGAGUGGUAAUGGACAUGCUGCGCCUGAGGCGAAUGGCGCGGCAGAGAAGAUGGUGGAUCAGCGCGAUACACCACCUCUUGUAAACGGUGUAAGCUGA
This is a messenger RNA of Fibroporia radiculosa, 2919 nucleotides long. RefSeq lists its product as uncharacterized. Gene Ontology annotation, cellular component: lytic vacuole; endosome. NCBI's taxonomy places the organism in Eukaryota, Fungi, Basidiomycota, Agaricomycetes, Polyporales, Fibroporiaceae. Gene Ontology annotation, biological process: SNARE complex assembly. The record is from RefSeq and is a predicted model, not a curated record. Gene Ontology annotation, molecular function: SNARE binding. The coding region runs from base 1 to 2919 and encodes 972 amino acids. The transcript has 9 exons.